UCCAUCCUUAGAUUGGGGCUCCACACCGUGUACUACAGAUACCAGCAACCAGGAACAACGCCAGAGGAUGUCUGCACCCAGGCAGUGACUCUUCCAAGACGAUGGACUCUCCAGACGAGAUGGAUGCCAGAGGUAGCAGAACCCCUGGCAUCCGCGUGCCCCGUUUGGCUUACCUUGCUUACCGCGUGGUGAGCUGGGCUGACUUCUCUCGGUGGCUAAUACCGUUCAGAGAGAUUCAAUAGCCUAUGGGGCCGGGGGAUCUAGCCCCGAACGGUGACAGCUUACCCCGCUCGUCCAGUGUAAAAUUACUCCGUCACGCGUAGCUCGGAAGAACACGCGCCGAGGUCCGUGGCACCAAUCAGGAGCACGAAUCGCAGCAAACCCCGGAUAAAUCGAACACGCACCGUUGCUACCCCGGAUAAAUGCACGUCACUAACGGCUAGCGACAAGUGGAGAGAUGUUGGGGUGAGCCGUGUGGAGGACGGGGUACCAAGGGAGCUUCACUCAGAUGAGCCUAGAUCCAUGUUACCCAACACGGGAGGCGCGUUGCUGUCGCAGGGAUAAAGAUCACACACCCCCCGACCGUGUGCUUGCUUCUCUCCUCUUCUCGUUGCUCCUCCCUCACCUGGAUUGAUUCAUCUCAACUAACGUCAACAUGAGCAACGUCGUCAACGAGAAGUCGACGACCGCUGAGGUCGAGGCUCAGCACACCACCACUGGCGAGCCUGGCUACCCUGCCGGAGAGAAGGGCGAGCACUACAACAGAACCGGUGCCAUCGAUGCCGAGAGGGUCGAACAUGACAUGACGGUGCUCCAGGCCGUCAAGGCCUAUCCCGCUGCCAGUUGGUGGGCCUUCGUCAUGUCUUGCACAAUUAUCAUGGAGUCGUACUGUGUGUUCUUGAUGGGUCAAUUCAUCGCCACCAAGCAAUUCGCCAGGGAUUUCGGUGUUUACAGCGAAGUCGCCGGCGACUACAUCAUUGAGGCUUCAUGGCAAUCCGCCUUCCAGUGCAGUGGACCUCUUGGAGCUUUCAUCGGUACCUUCUUGGCAGGUCCCAUUACCAGUGCCAUUGGAUACCGAUGGGCCACCAUUGGCGGUCUCAUGUUCCUCAACGCAUUCAUCUUUGUCUUCUAUUUUGGCAACAGCCAGGGUGUCUUCUUCGCCUCCCAGAUUCUCGAAGGCCUCCCAUGGGGUGUUUUCAUCGCCAACGCACCUGCUUACUGCUCCGAAAUCGUGCCAAUGAGAUUGAGAGCUCCCGCAACCCAGAUGUUGCAGAUGUUUUGGGCUAUUGGCGCAAUCAUUGUUGGUGGUAUCACCUACCACUACCAAUCCAAGCUCGAUUCGUCCUCGUACAGAGUUCCUAUCGCACUUCAGUGGAUGUUCCCCACCCCUCUCGCCAUCCUACUCUUCAUUGCACCUGAAUCUCCGUGGUGGCUUGUACGAAAGGGCCGCUACGCUGAGGCUGAGAAGGCUGUAAGCCGCCUUGGGCGCGCGAGCGCAACUGAUAACCCCGCCGAUGCAGUGGCUAUGAUCCGUCGUACUAUCGAGCUUGAGAAGACUAUCAAGAAGCCAAGUCUUCUUGAAUUGUGGAAGGGCACCGAUUGUUACCGCACUUUGAUUGUGUGCGGUGUGUACGCAUCUCAGAAUCUUACAGGCAAUCUCAUUGCCAACCAAGCUGUGUACUUCUUCAAGCAGGCCGGUAUGGUCGAUGACACCGCGUUCGCCCUGGGUCUCAUCACCUCUGCACUCCAGUGUGUCAUGGUCAUGGCCUCUUGGGUUCUUACCACUUACCUCGGCCGCCGCACCAUCUAUGUGUACGGUCAACUCAUCAACUGUGUUUUCUUGGUUGCCCUCGGUAUCGCAGCUUCAGUCGGAGAAAGCAAGGCCGCUAGUAAUGCGCAAGCGUCGCUUGGUCUAAUUGUCUCCGUGCUUUUCUGUUUGGGACCCGCCCCUGCCUCUUGGGUCAUCAUCGGCGAGACAUCCUCCAUCCGUCUUAGGCCUCUCACCACCGGUAUUGGACGUGCUGCCUAUUAUCUUGUCAACAUCCCUUGCAUCUUCCUUGCCAGUUACAUGCUUAAUGACGACAAAUGGCACCUUGGAGGCAAGAGCGGCUACGUCUGGGCCGCCACCGCCUUUAUCUGUACCGCUAUGGCUUGGCAGUGGAUUCCCGAGAUGAAGAGCAGGUCUUACCGUGAAAUUGACAUUCUCUUCAGCCGUCGUGUUCAGGCUCGCAAGUGGACGAAGACCGAAGUCGACAUCAACGACGACGAGUAGACGGACAAGAAUGCUGUUCGGAGAAGCUUGGGUGUCCUGCCUUCUCGUGACGUCUUGAUAGAUGCGUGAGUGGCAUGAGCACCGAUAUGGAGAGUAACAGACUUUACCCCAGGGACACGGAGGCGCAAAUGUAGCUCGACAGUUGGGGUGUUCACCGUCGUUCCAUGUACCACUUGAUAGUCAUCUCAUACUGUUCGUUAUUACGUCCUAGGUCUUAGUAUAUUAAUCUCGAACAUGAUUUUCCCCUCUAAAGUUGCCGUGCAGAUAUUGGUUAAUUGACGAAAUCGCUUGUCGACCACACGCAUUGAUGCCUCCAGAUGUCGCACUUGGAUCAACCUAGCUCUGUGACGUACUGCUUUGAAGUCGCGCAAUCUGCGCGCUCGAAAUUCACAUGUAUACAAGGACUGGGCAUUACAAAAUACUUACAAUACCCCACCUAAAAACAUCCCAUAUGCUCACUUCAUCCGAAAUCCUUCCGUCUAAAUCAUCAAUGGACCCUGCCUGCCGUGAGACUGAUCUUCGGUGAGAUCGUCCCGGUGGCCCCGUUAUCAUGCAAGUGAUUAUGCGUGGAACAACCUUGGAACCAUGGGUUGAGCGGUAACGUGUUGCCUCCACAUUUUGCCUUUUUAUUUCCUUGGUUCUUGGGACCAACGCGCACCAACCCGUGUCGGCGCCAUCGGGGCGUCGGU
Periconia digitata is the source of this 2961-nucleotide messenger RNA. NCBI's taxonomy places the organism in Eukaryota, Fungi, Ascomycota, Dothideomycetes, Pleosporales, Periconiaceae. The record is from the annotation of a GenBank genome assembly.